Paramuricea clavata is the source of this 1179-nucleotide messenger RNA. The record is from the annotation of a GenBank genome assembly. Lineage: Eukaryota; Metazoa; Cnidaria; Anthozoa; Malacalcyonacea; Plexauridae.
AUGAAUUCCUUUUUGAUAUCUUUCAUUAUUCAACAUAAAUUGAAAUCGUGCAAAAGAACUUCUAGGAAGGUACUACAUCAUAACUCUAAGUGUAAGAAUCCUUAUCACAAGUCGGACAUUGGCCGCAGCUUUCCUAAGAAGCCAACUACCUACUCACGAAAAGCAGAUUAUUUUCCUGAAUCUCGACUUCAUGUGGAUACAACCAACGACGAGAGAAAAUGCCCUAAACUGUACGAGAUAGCUCGAGCGAUGCUGGAUGGUGAAAAGAUAAAACUUCCCUACGAAAUAAACCACACGAGGUGGAAAUUUCGAGAGAGAGUCGAUUUAGAUGUUCUUACGAAAACGAAUCUUCACUGGAAUCAUCCGUGGCAGCAAGGAGACUCAGCGGAAACGCGACGAAAACUUCUGAGGUAUAACGUGUCAGCAAGUACUAUACCGGAGAGGAAAUAUUUAUUGACGUACGGCCAAAACUGUUGCGAGCUGUCGAAAAAAAGAGCAGUCAAUCAAGGAAUCGAUGUUGGCAAAUUAGACUAUGCUGAAGCUGUAGAUUUGUCUCAUCUAUCUGUGCCUUUCCAGAUCUCUCAUCAUAACCUUUUGAGACACAGAAAAGGGGCCGGAUAUUGGUUGUGGAAAUCCUAUAUUAUUCUCAAAACCUUAUUGACGAAAUUGAACGACGGAGAUCUACUUGUUUACCACGACGCAGGGGCAUAUUUGAUAAACGACAUAGGUCCUCUUUUUAAAUUAUGCAUGGACGCGAAGCCCAAUGUGCUCACAUUCCGCCAGCCAUACCAAGAGCGUUUAUUUACCAAACGAGACGCAUUUAUACUAAUGGGAAUGGACGAACCUCAAGCAUAUGAAAAGAAGCAGACUCAAAGAACGGCUGCAUUGCAAGUAUAUAUGAAGUCCUGUACAACUAUACAAUUUGUAAUGGAAUAUCUGGCGUAUUCGGCUGAUCGCAGAAUCAUAAGUGAUGACGAAAACGUCAUGGGUAAACCGAAUAUGGAGGGUUUCCAAGGUAAUAGACAUGAUCAGACAGUUUUUUCUCUGCUGUCAAAGAAGUGGGGAAUUUUAGAGUUACGAGAUCCUUGUACGUGCGGUCGGAAUAAAUUUACUCAAGAUUAUAAAUAUGCAUCUGGACCUUACCAUUCUAUGUAUGUUCAGGACAGACUAAGAGACUAA